CUCCUCCCUCCUGGUGAAAGACAGACUGCGGGGCGCCUGGAAACCGGUCCGAGGGCGCGCGCGAGAGAGGAGAGCAAGCGAGUUGAGGGAUUGACACAAAUGGUCAGGCGGCGGCGGCGAAGAAGGAGGCGGAGGCGCAGAGGGGAGCCGAGGCCGCUGGGCUGCCGAGAGUCGCGCGCUGUACGGGGCCGCGGCCACUAGCGCGGCGCCGCCAGCCGGGAGCCAGCUAGCCAAGGGCCAGGAAGGCGGGACGCGACCCGAGCCACCCGGGCUCUCCUCGCAGCCCGCGCUUCAUGAAUCGCAAGUUUCCGCGGCGGCGGCGGCUGCGGGACGCGGAGCGGGAGCCGGGAGAGCGGGCCGUGCGCGGCCCGGGCUCGACGGAGGGCACCGGCGGGGAGGAGAUCGCCCCGGCCGCAGGGGGAGCCGCCACCGGCCGCGCCACCGCCAGCCCCAGCCGAGCGGCGCCCAGAAAGGAGCCGAGAAAGUAUGGCUGAGGAGGAGGCGCCUAAGAAGUCCCGGGCCUCGGGCGGCGGCGCGAGCUGGGAACUUUGUGCCAGGGCUCUCGCGGCUGGGCCGGUGGCAGAGGGAAGCGGGGACACGGGCAGCCGCCGCCGCCGUCCCUCAGCUCACUCCCGGCACUUAGCGCGCCGGCUGCUACUACUGCUUUGGCUGCUGGAGGCUCCGCUGCUGCUGGGGGUCCGGGCGCAGGCGGCUGGUCAGGGGCCCGGGCCGGGACAGCAGCCCCCGCCUCCGCCACCUCAGCAGCAGCAGAGCGGGCAGCAGUACAACGGCGAGCGGGGCAUCUCUAUACCGGACCACGGCUACUGCCAGCCCAUUUCCAUCCCGCUGUGCACGGACAUCGCAUACAACCAGACUAUCAUGCCUAACCUGCUGGGCCACACGAACCAGGAGGAUGCGGGCCUCGAGGUGCACCAGUUCUAUCCGCUAGUGAAGGUGCAGUGCUCGGCCGAGCUCAAGUUCUUCUUGUGCUCCAUGUACGCGCCCGUGUGCACUGUGCUGGAGCAGGCUCUGCCGCCUUGCCGCUCCCUGUGCGAGCGCGCGCGCCAGGGCUGUGAGGCGCUCAUGAACAAGUUCGGCUUCCAGUGGCCUGACACACUGAAGUGCGAGAAGUUCCCGGUGCACGGCGCCGGCGAGCUGUGCGUGGGCCAGAACACUUCGGACAAGGGCACCCCGACGCCCUCAUUGCUGCCUGAGUUCUGGACCAGCAAUCCCCAGCAUGGCGGCGGGGGUCACCGCGGCGGCGGCGGCUUCCCGGGCGGCGCCGGCGCGUCAGAGCGAGGCAAGUUCUCGUGCCCGCGCGCCCUCAAGGUGCCGUCUUACCUCAACUACCACUUUCUGGGGGAGAAAGACUGCGGCGCGCCCUGCGAGCCGACCAAGGUGUACGGGCUCAUGUACUUUGGGCCGGAAGAGCUGCGCUUCUCGCGCACCUGGAUCGGCAUCUGGUCGGUGCUGUGCUGCGCCUCCACGCUCUUCACGGUGCUCACGUACCUGGUGGACAUGCGGCGCUUCAGCUACCCGGAGCGGCCCAUCAUCUUCCUGUCAGGCUGCUACACGGCAGUGGCCGUGGCCUACAUCGCCGGCUUCCUGCUGGAGGACCGGGUGGUAUGUAAUGACAAGUUCGCCGAGGACGGGGCGCGCACAGUGGCGCAGGGCACCAAGAAGGAGGGCUGCACCAUCCUCUUCAUGAUGCUCUACUUCUUCAGCAUGGCCAGCUCCAUCUGGUGGGUGAUCCUGUCGCUCACCUGGUUCCUGGCAGCUGGCAUGAAGUGGGGCCACGAAGCCAUCGAGGCUAACUCUCAGUAUUUUCACCUGGCUGCCUGGGCCGUGCCGGCCAUCAAGACCAUCACCAUCCUGGCGCUGGGCCAGGUGGACGGCGACGUGCUGAGCGGGGUGUGCUUCGUGGGGCUCAACAACGUGGACGCGCUGCGCGGCUUCGUGCUGGCUCCACUGUUCGUGUACCUGUUCAUCGGUACAUCUUUCCUUCUGGCAGGCUUCGUGUCCCUCUUCCGCAUUCGCACCAUCAUGAAGCACGACGGCACCAAGACCGAGAAGCUGGAGAAGCUCAUGGUGCGCAUCGGCGUCUUCAGCGUGCUUUACACGGUGCCAGCGACUAUCGUCAUCGCCUGCUACUUCUAUGAGCAGGCCUUCCGGGACCAGUGGGAGCGCAGCUGGGUGGCCCAGAGCUGCAAGAGCUAUGCCAUCCCCUGCCCCCACCUCCAGGCGGGCGGAGGCGCCCCUCCGCACCCGCCCAUGAGCCCCGACUUCACAGUCUUCAUGAUCAAGUACCUUAUGACGCUGAUCGUGGGCAUCACGUCAGGCUUCUGGAUCUGGUCCGGCAAGACCCUCAACUCCUGGAGGAAGUUCUACACCAGGCUAACCAACAGCAAACAGGGGGAGACCACCGUCUAAGACCAGAGGCUCAGCCCAUUCCCAGCCCUUGGCCUGGUGCCCCCAGCUGCCCCCAAAAGUUGGCCCCAUGGAAUCCUUGCCAAAUCUGGCUGCUCGAGUCUUCCUCACUAGCCGUUCGCUUUCGCAGGCUCCUUUUAACAACAAGGCUCCUGCAAAAGCUUCUGUCCCUGGGGGCAGACUCUACUGCCAGAGGGGGGAUGCACAGAGCUCUCUUGCUCUCACACUCUGGUACCUGGAACUGUACGCUUUUGUGAUUGUAAAUAGCCUGUGUAAGAUUUUUGUAAGUAUAUUUGUAUUUAAAUGACGACCGUUCACGCGUUUUUCAUUUCCUUUCCUUUUUUUGUUUUUGUUUAAAUUUUAAUUAUUUAGGGCGGUUUAACCAUUCGAGGCUUUUCCUUCUUGUCCUUUUCAGAGUACGGCAGAGAGAAAAUCCGAGCGCAUAGCUCGCUCCUCCUGCUCGUGCUGGCGCGCCCCUCCCUGCCACGGGUGGGGAACGCCUGGGGCUGCGCCGCCCGGGUCACUUCCCUGCUCCUCUUUCUGCUCCCUCCUUUCCCUUCCUUGCUCGGGGCUGGGGCUCUUAAGGUACUGAACUACACAAAGCUUCCGAAUCUGGGGGUGGGCCUCCUGCCCAUCCCAGGCCUGCCCUUGUCUGGGGCCGGAUAGCAAAGGCCUGUCCCUUUGACUCUCCGAAGCUGAAAUUUUCACUGUCCAGAACCUUCCCCCUGGCUUCAAGGAGGCCCGCAGGGUGCACUGGCUGUCGCACCCUCCCUCUGUCUGGCCCCCAACGCCCAGACACUCCCUUCUUCCACCUAAGUUGGUUACAGGGUGAGUGGGAUAACCAAUGCCAAACUUUUUUAAGUCUAAUUUUUGAUGGAUGAGCUCAUUUCAUUCUCUAGCGUCUAAAACCUGGUAUGGGUUUGGCCAGCGUCAUGGAAAGAUGUGGUUACUGAGAUUCGGGAAGAGGCAUGAAGCUUUGUGUGGGUUGGGAGAGACUGAAGAUGGGGGUUAUAAAAUGUUAAUUCUAAUUGCAUACUGAUGCCUGGCAACCUGCCUCUAGGGUUGAAACAGCCUGAGUUGAGAUUUUACCGUUCUGUAAAAUGGAAACGUUUGGUCACCUGGGAAGCUUUGUUGAAAGAGUUGAUCUUUGCUUUCCUUUAACAGGAAAUGGUAAACUGAAUAUGAAAACUUGAAGGAGAUUUCAGUGUAAUGGGCUUCCCCAAAAUGAAAUGCUACUUUAUUGUUUUUAAUCAAAUAAUAAUUAGACAUCUAUCAGAAACUUUAAAAUGUAAAAGUUGUACACUUUCAACAUAUUAUUAUGAUUAUUAUUCAAGGGAGGAACAAUCCACAUCAUUAAUAAUAACCUGGUAAGAUUCCAGGAGGCAAAGGAGGUGGAAUAAUUGAUGGGAUUAGCUCCUGAAAUAAACAAAAUAUGGGCAUGCAUGCUAAAGGGAGAAUGUGUGCAGGUCUACUGCACUAAAUCCUAUGUGCUCCUUUUUGGAUUUACAGAAAUGUGUCAAAAUGGAAAUCUUUCAAAGCCAUUUAAAUAUAAUUCACUUUAGUUCUCUGUGAAAAAGAGGAGAAAAGCGAUCCUCCUGAUUGUAUGGUUUUAAACUUUAAGAGUUUAUCAAAAUACCGGUACUUAGGACCUAAAUUUAUCUAUGUCUGUCAUACCCUAAAGUGACAAUGGUCUUUGAAUUUGGUAUGCAUUUAUUCUGUUCACUAUCACAAAAUCAUCUAUAUUUAUAGAGGAAUAGAAGUUUAUAUAUAUAUAAUACCAUAUUUUUAAUUUCGCAAAUAAAAAAAUCAAAGUUUUGUACAAAAUUAUACGGUUUUUUGUGCCUGAAAAUAAUAGAGCUGGAACUGUCUGCACUAUGAAACUAUCUUUACAUUUUAUAGUGUCUAUAGUCAAUCUCACAGUAUAUAAAUUCAGGAAUUCAAGGAAAAAGUCUAUCUGUAAACCUUCAGAUCCUUCCAAAGAAUUAGCCUGCUUGCAUGGUGCUUGAUGUUGUAAAGUCCCUAGAAAAGGUCUGCUUCCAUAGUAGUGACAGUAUAUAAUAGAAGUUUGCAAAUUAUUUCUUUACUCAAAGAAGAUGAUUAAAAAGAGAAUUCUCAUUUUA
Molecule: messenger RNA, 4547 nt
Organism: Camelus dromedarius (Arabian camel)
Lineage: Eukaryota; Metazoa; Chordata; Mammalia; Artiodactyla; Camelidae
Gene: FZD1
Product: frizzled class receptor 1
Exons: 1
Coding region: 487-2430 (647 amino acids)
Biological process (GO): non-canonical Wnt signaling pathway; canonical Wnt signaling pathway
Cellular component (GO): plasma membrane
Molecular function (GO): Wnt receptor activity; Wnt-protein binding
Source: RefSeq, a predicted model, not a curated record